AUGGAGACUAGAAGAUUAAGAAAGAGCCUUAGUGAUUCUCAGUGCAAGCAUGGCACUAGUAGCUAUGAAAACAGUUCAUUUUCAGGAGGCUUAAUGAUUAUUUCGAGUGAGGAAAGUAAUGAAUUUAAUAUGAAUAGCAUAAAAGAAGAAAUGCAUAAACAUGACGGCGGAAUAAUUGAGAUUCUUGAAUGCACAAGUUCAGAGCAAGAGGAUCUCAGCGUAUCAAGCAUCAGCAGGUCAAGCAUCAGCAAAAGAAAUCUUGAUGAUUCGUUGUCAUUGUCAUUUGAAGAGGAGGAGUUUACCUUUAAAUCGUCUCUGAACCAGAUGGCAUUGAACCAAACUAGAAAACCUAAUGAAAGAGACCUAUCUGCAAUAGAACAUACCAAUACGGAAUUCCGUGCGCGUAGCCACUCCUUUGACUCUGAAGACUUUUUCAAUGCUAACAAUCCCACUUCGAUGGAACCAGUGACAAUACAGCUAUAUUUUUUGAGGAACGUGUUCAAUCUGGAAAAUUUUAGAGGAAACCAAGAGGAGAUAAUAAAAGCAGCAUUAAAUAAAGAGGACAUUUUUGUUUUGAUGCCCACGGGUGGCGGCAAGUCUUUAUGCUACCAGCUGCCGGCUAUGAUACAGGAUGGCCUGACGGUUGUUAUCUCUCCUUUGCUUUCAUUGAUUCACGAUCAAGUUUCAAAUCUGCUCAAUAAAAAUAUACCUGCAGUGGCACUAAACUCAAACUGUACGUACUCUGAGAGAACUUUGAUUAUGAAGACAUUGCAGGCGUGCCAUUCUGUUAAGAUUGUGUAUGUCACCCCAGAACUACUUAAUAAAAGCACUCAGUUUAGCAAUAUACUUCACGAACUCGACCGAAGAGGAAGGCUCUGCAGGUUUGUAAUAGACGAGGCACACUGUGUCUCCCAGUGGGGACAUGACUUUAGACCUGACUACAAGGAGCUGGGAAUAAUCAAAAGAAAGUUUCCCAGGAUACCCCUCAUAGCUCUAACAGCAACUGCUACGAAGAAGGUUGAGCUGGACGUGCUCAAUAGCCUAGGCAUCGAAGGAUGUAAGGUAUUUAGACAGUCAUUUAAUCGGCCUAAUUUAAAGUACUAUGUCAUGAGCAAGACAAAGAAAAGUCUUACAGACAUAGUCUCCUUUGUCCAUACAUACUACCCCAAUAGUCCAGGAAUUAUCUACUGCACCUCCAAGAAAGAUUGUGAGGAGAUGAGUGAAAAACUAAAUGAACACCUGAAGACCACCUUUUACCAUGCAGGGUUGAGUAAAAGAGAACGAAAUAAGGUUCAGGAGAUGUGGAAUGAUGGAACCAUCAAGAUUAUUGUGGCCACUAUUGCCUUUGGAAUGGGAAUUGAUAAGAGCGACGUGAGAUUUGUUAUUCAUUACAGCCUUCCAAAGAGUCUGGAAGGAUAUUACCAGGAGACAGGACGUGCAGGGCGUGAUGGUCUUGAGAGUGUGUGUAUUUUAUACUACAACUAUGGCGAUACAAAGACCAUAGAGUUUCUUAUUGCCAACAAUCACAAUGCUACCAGCGAUCAAAAGAAUAGACAGAGAGAAGAGCUAAAGUAUGUUGUUCAAUACUGUGAAAACAAGACGGACUGUAGAAGGAAGCUAGUUCUUAGUCAUUUUGGGGAAAACUUUGAUCCUGCUGAGUGCAACAAGACAUGUGACAACUGCACAAGAAACUUCACCAAGACCAAGGAUUAUUCGAAGCAGGCCAAAGAGAUACUCUCAUUGAUAAGAGAUGCAGAAAAAAUAUCGUUCAUCCAGGCAGUUGAUGCAUAUCGAGGGUCUGCAAAUAGGAAGAGUCUUGAGUUCAGUCAGAUGCCAUUCUUUGGGAACGGAAAAGAUUUGAAGAAGACUGAAGUUGAAAGAGUUCUCCAGUAUUUGGUAGGCAAUGGCAAUAUUGAGAACAGAGCAAUUAUGAAUAAGAAGUCUAGAUUUGCACAUAACUAUCUUGUAUACAAGGCCAGGCUAACCAAUGCGGUAAUUCUAACAGUUGAAGAAGAGAUAGAAGUUAGCAAAGACUACAACACUCGUGAUGAUAGAGGUGCCGGUAAAACGAAGGAAACCCGCAUAGGCAAAGCCAAAGGUAAGACCAGGGAUGCAAAAAGGAGUAAGACAGUUGAAGAUAGAGCAAUAAAGAAGAAAAGAAGGGCUGAUAGUGACGAGUCCUGCCAAAUAUUAGCCGAGUAA
Molecule: messenger RNA, 2202 nt
Organism: Vittaforma corneae ATCC 50505
Lineage: Eukaryota; Fungi; Microsporidia; Nosematidae
Product: RecQ family ATP-dependent DNA helicase
Exons: 1
Coding region: 1-2202 (733 amino acids)
Biological process (GO): double-strand break repair via homologous recombination; DNA replication
Cellular component (GO): cytoplasm; chromosome; nucleus
Molecular function (GO): four-way junction helicase activity; 3'-5' DNA helicase activity; nucleic acid binding
Source: RefSeq, a predicted model, not a curated record